Molecule: messenger RNA, 3348 nt
Organism: Lemur catta (Ring-tailed lemur)
Lineage: Eukaryota; Metazoa; Chordata; Mammalia; Primates; Lemuridae
Gene: ECT2L
Product: epithelial cell transforming 2 like
Molecular function (GO): protein binding; guanyl-nucleotide exchange factor activity
Source: RefSeq, a predicted model, not a curated record
GGUGAUCUUAAUUAUACAUCUAUUGAAAUAAAACCAUAGUUCCUACAAGUAGAAGAAAAUAAUUUGCUGAGAUGUCAGCUGGGGAUUCUUCCCGGAAAACCCUGGAAGUGGAGACCUACCACACAAGAUUCAGUGCCUGGACGCCUUUUAGCAACAAGUCACUAAAUAGACAGCUUUUUCAGGAAAGAGUUGCUCUUAUAAGUCAUUGGUUUGACCUCUGGACUAACAAGCAACGUCAAGAAUUCUUAUUCACGAUUUUUUUACGAUGCAGUAAAUCACAGUUAAAGUUUGUUCAAGACUGGUUUUCAGAAAGGAUACCAGUGGCCAAAGUGGAUUUCUCUACAGUGUUACCACGCUUCAUUUCUCUAUAUAUCUUUUCCUUUCUGAAUCCAAAAGAUUUGUGUGCAGCUGCCCAAGUCAGCUGGCCCUGGAAGUUUUUAACUGAACAGGAUUGCUUAUGGAUGCCCAAAUGCAUUAGGUUCGGAUGGUUCUUGCCCUAUACUCCAACAGAUAAUGAGUUUGGGGCUUGGAAGCACCAUUACAUUGCUUGUGUGUCCAACCUAGAUUGGCAAACACCUAGGGAAGCUGCUGCUAUUUAUGGGAUGCUGAAUGAACCCAAAAGAGAAGAAGAAGAGCUAGAGGAGAGACAAAGAGAAAAAUGCCUAAGAAGAAAAAUUUGGGAAAAAAUUGUAUUACGUAAGAAGGAGUUAUUCAAAGCUCGACCCCCUUGGGUGAGUGGAACAUGCUGCUCUAGUUUGUUAAAACCCAAAUGCCAACCACGCCUCUCCCAGACUGUGAGAGAACGAGUGGGAUUACACGAAGCUUUGGAGAAACAGCUUGUUUUGGCAUCAUUAGAAACCUUGCCCAAGCGAAGCAAUAUUUCUGGAAGCCAUUCCUACCCUUUAUUAUCAAAGAAAAAUGGGCAUGGAGUUUAUAAAAAUGAUGACAGCUCUUCAUAUUCUUCCCAGCCACAUUUCAUAUUAAUAUCAUCCCGAAUUCCUGCAUAUGAGAUGGUGGUAGAAAGCGUUAAGGCGGGCAUCAUCACUGUGGUGUAUGAACACAGCGGCAUAACCUUGGAGAGCCUGCUCCAUCUCAUAGAAAAGGCUCUGGAUGGGCGGAAGGCACGGAGCGUGGGGCUCUUUAGUGAUGGAGAUAGCAGGGAAAUCAACUUACUCCAAGGCUAUAAAAUUGGUAUUAAAAAUUUGCUGAGGCCUGACGUGAGGAACUUCUGGGAGAAAUUAGGAAGCUAUGUGACUACUGAGGAGGAAGGGGGUCAUGUGGACAUCUUUGUGCCCCUUGGAGCAUCAGAGGCAGGAAUGGAAGUUCUUUCUCAGCUGGCUCAACUAACUGGCACGUUCUUUACCGCCCCCACUGGGAUUGCAACUGGCUCUUACCAACACAUUCUCAGUGACUGGCUGGGACCCCCCGAGGGAAGGGCGCCCCCCUCCGUCUACUUCAGCCAAUUGAAGCUGCAGACAUGGUCCAGCCUCACGGACUUCCUGGAAGACACCUUGAAACCAGUCAGGAAACAGUUAUGUCCUCUCUUCAAGGAGCUGCAGAAGAGCAUCAGUGGCAGAAUGAUAGGGCAGUUUAUGUUUGACACCAUGAGUGUGGCCCACGUGCUGAGUAACCAGGAGACCGCACAGGCUCUGGCAGACGGGUUGAUGGAGCUGUCAAAAGAAGGUUCUGACAGACCUCUGGAAUUUUUGUCAUAUUUUCUGCUGAAGAAAUGUGGUAAAGAGAGCAAAGAUUUUGAAGGAAAUGUUAUUCUGACAAAAUAUGACCCAAAGGCAACAUUCAAUGUAUUCAUGAAGGAAAGAAAUGUCACAGAAGACAAUUCUCAGGACAGAAAGUCAAGUCUCAGCAAAAAUGAUCUAAAUCUUGAAGUGGUGGUGCAACUGGAGAGGAAACUCCAGAUGGACUCAGCAGAAAAGCGAACUAGAGUUGUCAGGGAACUCUUACAGAGUGAGAGAAAAUACGUGCAGAUGCUGGAAAUUGUGCGAGAUGUUUAUGCAAGGCCACUGAAAGCAGCACUGUCAUCGAACAGAGCAAUUCUGAGUGCUGGAAACAUCCAGAUCAUUUUCUCUGAUGUUCUGCAGAUUUUAAGUCUUAACAGGCGGUUUCUAGACAACCUGAGAGGCAGACUACAGGAAUGGAGCCCCGCUCACUGUGUGGGGGAAAUAGUCAUAAAGUUUGGAAGCCAGCUGAACACGUAUACCAAUUUCUUCAACAACUACCCUGUUGUUCUGAAAACUAUCGAGAAGUGCAGAGAAACGAUACCAGCAUUCCGAGCUUUCCUGAAGAGGCACGAUAAGACCAUCGUUACCAAGAUGCUGAGCCUUCCAGAGCUGCUUUUGUACCCAUCCCGAAGAUUCGAAGAAUAUAUUAAUCUUCUCUACGCUCUGAGGCUCCACACUCCUGCAGAACACGUCGACCGUGGGGACUUGACCACUGCCAUUGACCAAAUAAAAAAAUAUAAAGGUUAUAUAGAUCAGAUGAAGCAAAACAUCACUAUGAAGGAUCAGUUUUCAGAAAUACAGAGAAUCAUCAGGGGGUGCCCCACUCUGUCAGAAGUAAACAGAUAUCUGAUUAGGAUCCAAGAAGUAGCCCAGCUUCACUGCUGUGAUGAGGAAAUAAGUUUCUCUUUAAGGCUCUAUGAACACAUCCGUGACCUCAGCCUUUUUCUCUUCAAUGACGUCCUGCUUGUUUCUAGUCGGGGCACAUCUCAUACUCCAUUUGAAAGGACUUCAAAAACCAGCUACCAGUUCAUUGCAUCAGUGGCCCUUCAUAGGAUAUUUGUAGAAGAUAUUCCAGAUUCCAAGUAUGUCAAGAAUGCAUUUAUUCUUCAAGGUCCAAACCAUGAAUGGAUUUGUGCUACAGAGGCAGAGGAUGACAAGUUCCAAUGGUUGUCAGUACUCCAAAAUGCAAUCAGGAGUAGUAUAGAGAAAUAAAACCAAACUUAAAGAAAACACCAGGGGUGCCAAUUUUCCCUGGCAAAAAUAGUCAACAUAUAUUUUCUGUUCCAAUGAACAUUCAGUAAGAAACAGAAUGAUUAUUGGUCAUGGAUGAUGAGAGGAUGAACUAGGUGCCAUAAGGUGCCUUCCAACUUUAAAACUUUAUUGUCUAUGCUCACUUAUGUAGAAUGAAUGUACCAUAAAAACAAUUUAAGCCCCAAAAUUUGAACUAGUUCUUUUGGCAGUAUUUCAUGGAUAAUAUUACUUAGAGUAAUUCGACUGUUGUGAUGAAACCUAAGAUAGAGUAAGCAUAUUGUAUGAAGUUUUGUUUUAUCAUCUAAUAAAAAAAUAAAAGCAGAAUGAAAAGUGUUUUUUCUUAAAUGAUCUGUCUAGA